AUGGAGAGCUAUGAGACAAUUGGAAUCUUGGGGGAAGGCACUUACGGUGUCGUUUUGAAGGCAAUCCAUCACACCACAGGGAAGCUUGUGGCUAUUAAAAAAUUCAAGCAGACAGAUGCAGAUGAUUACGUUCAUAAGACAUCUUUGCGUGAGGUCCGUAUACUAAAACAACUGCAUCACCCAAACGUAGUUUCUCUUUAUGAUGUGUUUCGCCGUAACGAUAAGCUUUACUUAGUCUUCGAGCUUGUAGAGAAUACAAUUUUGCAGCUACUAGAAAGGACGCGUACUGGGAUGGAUCGACAGGAUGUGCGACGCUACGCAUAUCAGAUCCUGCGCGGUAUUGAUUAUUGUCACACCCACAAUGUCAUCCAUCGGGAUGUAAAACCAGAAAAUAUAUUAGUGUCCCGAGAUGGAUUUCUGAAAAUAUGCGACUUCGGCUUCGCAAGACAUCUCACGGUGGGGGGUAAGUACACGGAUUAUGUUGCAACACGGUGGUACCGGGCACCUGAGUUGCUAGUUGGGGACGUCUACUACGACCGUAGCGUCGAUGUGUGGGCAAUUGGGUGUAUUAUUGCAGAGCUCACCAGCAGCUUACCACUCUUUCCUGGGGAAUCUGACCUUGACCAGCUUUAUUUAAUUCUAAAAACCUGUGGCCCACUACCGGAGCGCAUGGUUCGUACUUUCGAGCGAAAUCCCCUCUUUCGUGCCGUGUCUUUCCCCCACACAGAGGUGCAUCUCACGUUGCAGCAGCGUUUUCCGAAACAGUCACCAGAAUGGUUGGAAUUUCUGUCAGCGUGUCUACGUCUGGAUCCGGAAGAUCGUCCGUCUUGUGCAGAACUGAUGAACCUCGCAUACUUUCAGAAAAAUAACUUCAAAGCUGAUUAUGAAGCGGAGCUGCAACGCACAACUGUUUCAUUAUACAAAAGUACAGGCACUGAUACGAUUAUGGCCCCUCUGUCAUCCAAGACACUGGCAAUAUCGAACUCCGUCAGGAAUCCACUAAAUCCGCUUUACACCAACCAUGAUAGGCCUGUGGAUAAUGUUCACGAAAAAAAGCCUCAUACUCAAUGGGGGAAAGCAAGUAACCGAGAACUAUCGGACUCCAAUUUUAUGACACUACCAUUAACAUCGAAGCACAAAACUGAUCAACCUGAAACAAAUGAAAAAGAUCGAUUACCUAGCAUCAUAGAAAAUUUGUCGUGCGGGCCAUUUCCUUCAUUACCCCAGCGAGAAUGCCAAGGUGUGGUCAAAGAUGGUCCCAUUGAGGUGGAUGGCGAGUUGAUGCCUCACGAUCGAUCGAAGGACCAGUCUCCCCCCACUCUUCCUACCGACCCGAAGCUCAUCCCGAGCAAUAUCACACCCACCAACGCGCCGGGUGCGUGUAUUGCGGCGCGAAUCCCAUCUCUGGACGUUUUGUGGUCCAAGUACCUAUUCUCCACGAUGCAGCCGAGCAGUAGCCCGGACCCCGCGUCCAAGAUGCCGCCGAUUCUCACCAAUAUCACCAACCUCACUACGGCCCCUCCCCCGGGGGCAGGGGUGGCCCCACGGCCAUUUAUCACCGCUGUGAUGGACGACGGGGACGGCCCCCUGCAGCUGGUUCCUUCGCCCCAUGCCAAGCCGCAUUCCUUGGGGGAAGGGAAUGGAAUUCGAACCUCCAGCCCACGUGAGCCGGAUGGGGGGGAUAAACACCCUAUUGAACGAAAGCGAAUUCCCGCCAAACCCUACCCCAUGGGCUUAUCGGAGGUGCCUCUGGGAGGCACCACUUGUAACACCACGGGCAGCACCAUCAUUCUCCCCUUGUCGAACAUGAGCUUUGGAAAAGGGGAGGGUUUUACAGGGAAUCAGGGUUUCUCUCAUGCGGCGAAAGCAAACCAGACAGGCACCAAACAUUUUAGUAACAAUACGGGGCGCAUUCUUAAUAUGAAUUUGUCCACAUCAACGUAUUUAGUUCCCCUUACUGGAAGAGACGAUUGCAGAAAUCUGGAUCGACUUUCCACGAGGGAAUUUGAUGAUAAAGCCACCAAGCGAUCCAUUAAUGAACUAAAGGACCUCUCUAGCAUCGGUGACAAUACUUUGUAUACUUUGAAUGGUACCACCACAGACAGUAAGGCAUCUAGAAUUAAGAAGUCAUCCUGUAAGCUUUGUACCGAGAAGCAACAGCGUAUGCAACGGCUUCCGAUAGGCGGAGUCUACUUCUGGGGAGAGAGACUUGGUAAGACUCAAGAUUCAUCAGUUACAAACAAAGGUACUGGCCCUGUAAAGUCAGUUUCUCGUAAGCCAAAGAUCAAAAACGUACUUAGAGGUCCCAGCAAUGAGGAGGUUCCUCACUUAUGGUCACAACCGAAGUCGUUUUGGCCACCUUCACCAAAGUUUGAUAUAAAAUUAAAGGCCCCAGAAAAGAUAGUUAGUGACUGUUCACCAUAUCGUGACACAUCUAUCACGAAUCUUCACAAAAACCUGUCGAAUUCAACGAAAAACCUAGGUAACUGUGUGUCUACUUCUCAGAAUCAACAUCCAAACUUAUCUCAAAACAAUGUCUCGACAGCGACUAAUACAACCUCGACGAUAAACACUGCAGCAAAAGUAGAAACAAGUUCAACAAGCACCCGAUACAAAGCACCACCUCAGGAUCCAUUGAGCCGUCAACGCUCAAAGGAGAUAGGGGUCAUGCCAAUCUACCGAAAGGUGGCUGAUGUUGGACAUAACCACAAGCUUAGUCCGGUUCGACAGCGAAGGGUAAAUGCUGCGAGGUCGUUUCAUCAUUCCAACGACAAGGAACCUAGUCGCAGGGGUGUGAGUCAAACAAUUCCGCGCCUGAAAUGCGAACCUUCAUAG
This is a messenger RNA of Phytomonas sp. Hart1, 2835 nucleotides long. Lineage: Eukaryota; Euglenozoa; Kinetoplastea; Trypanosomatida; Trypanosomatidae. The record is from the annotation of a GenBank genome assembly.